ACAGCAGACGGAAAACUAAAAUGGCGGUAGUCAAUAUCAACUUGUUUUGAUUUUAGUUUAUUUAAAUUUAUGUCUAUAGUUUAUUAAUUAUGUGUAAAUUAUCACUCCAACGUCUAUCAAUUUAAGCAUUUCAUAAUAUUAUUCAUAUUUAAAAGAUAAUUCAAUCAAGGUGUUUGAAACAUGAAUGACGGAGAUGACAUUUUAUCGCUUCUAACCUACACGACGUUGGCUUCUGCCACAAUAGAGGACAAUGCCUUGUCGGAGAGCAAUACCUGGCAGACUUCUGCCGAAAGUAAAGAUGAAAUGUCGGCUUCUACAACAGUGCCUGUCGUUGCCCUGGACGAUGGCAGAUUUGUACUGCAAAACAGUGAUGGUCAGUUCUAUUUGCUGACAAUGAGCUCUGCUGAUGCGAACGAAGAGAUUCUGCCACAAUUUUCUACUGAUUUCAGUGUUGACAACGCGGUGACAUUUGAAGAGAGCGAAGCUGUUACUAACACUAUUAUUGUCAAUGAGGGACCACCCAAAAAGGCAAUCGAGAUUCCUGAUUCACCCUCGGACGAAGAAGGUGAAGAGAAAUUUCUGUUCCUUUGUGCCCAGUGUACCGAGGUGUUCUGCUCUGUUGAAGCAUGUAGGGACCACAUGAUCAAGGACCACAACAUGGUAAUUUCCAACGAUGUCCCCAAAGUGCUCAACGAAAACACGGAGGAACAGUCUCAGCUGCCUCUACAGCCAAUUGACACCAACAGUAAAACUGACAACACCGAGAAACCUGCGGCAAAUACAAAUAAAGAAAAGGAAAGUGGUGAGAAGGAUGGUGACCAGGAGAACAGCAGUAGCAACAGUGUGAAGAGUGCAAAGAGUGCAACCGCGGGUGAGAAAGAGAGAGAGAAAGAGAAAGUGGACAAGGGAGGAGAGGCUGGUGAUAAGGAGCAGAGUAUUGCGAAAAUGAAGAGCAAAAGGAAAAAGAUGCAGUCUGAUCCUGAUUAUGAUUUGAGGCCUUUCAAAUGCAAGCACGUCUCGUGCGUGCAGCGGUUCCGGUCGCAGGAAUCACUUACUCUGCACUUAGCUUGUCACCAGGCGCCCAAUCGACGCGAGUACGCAUGCUCACAGGCAGGAUGCAGCCAAAAAUAUGACGACUGGCGGCAUACGGCUAUGCACCUAUGGCAGGCACAUCAGAUAGACGUCGACCUCUACACAUGCUCCAUAUGCGACAAGCACAAGGCGUCGUCGCGAGUGGCACUGGAGACGCACAUGCGCAUACACGACGAGCGACGCGAGUUCGCGUGUCCCGACUGCGGCAAGGCGUUCAAGCAGAAGGCGCAGCUGCGUAAUCACCGGGUCACGCACAUGAAGAAGGCUGGUGAAGCGGCUCCACGAUGGUACAUGUCGAAACAGUGUGACAUCUGCCUGAAGACGUAUGCAGAUAGCAAGUGCCUGAAGAAGCAUGUGCAGGCGGUGCAUAGCAAGCUGCGGCCGUACUUGUGUCAGGUGUGUGGCCACUCGGCCGCCCGCAAGGCUAUGCUGCAAGCGCACCUCCGCCAGCACACGGGCGAGAAGCCGUACGCGUGCAAUUCGUGUGACUUCAAGACUGGGGACCACAACUCGCUCCGCCGUCACCAGAUGCGUCACAGCGGCGUGCGACCCUACAAGUGUCCGCACUGCUCCUAUGCAUCCAUCCAGUCGACCUCGUUCAAGAACCACGUGCAGGUGCGGCAUCCGGACAAGGAGUGCGGCAUCUACCAGUGUGGCCGCUGCAACUUCCGCACCGUCAGCCAACCCGCCUAUCUGCAGCACCAGUCUGACCACAACAACAACCUCAUACCUACCACUGGUGAAGACAAGUCCAGUCGCCGCAACGACGUGCAAGUGUUUCCCGAGAACGUGGCGGCCGCCCAGCUGAUCUACCACUGUAUGUCGGGAGGGAGCGGAGCGGGGGGAAAGGGUAAGGGCGGAUCCCAGUCUCCGCGCACCCUAGGCAAAGCUGAUGUCACCGCUAGUUCUACAUCCGGAGAUGGCACCAAGCAGACAAUUACCAUAGAGAUAUCGACCAACGGCGGUGGUACACCGGUGUCCACAGAUGACGAGGACACCACCCAUGUGGUGGAUGCGGGGGGCAUCACCAUACCUGCCGACCCCCCCAACUCAACGUAAUGUUUAGUUUUUUAGAUACAUAAGUACUUUUAUUUUUUAGAUUCUCGUAGUUUUGAUUAGCUUUAGUUAUAUUGUAAGGACUCCAUCACACAAUCCAUCACACAAUCAAAUGCGAGUAUAGGUGAUCAUAAAUGAUAGACGAUGUUCUUAGUGAAAAUGUUCAUAUUUGCACAUGUUCACAAGAACAUUUUUAUGGUGAUAAUGUUCUUGGCGAUAAAUUUGUUUCAAGAACUCUUGAUCAAAAAUUUUUAAUAUAUAUCAUCAAACUUUAUUUAUUAUAUAUAUUAUUUGAUGUCUAAUCAAAUAUUUGCACAUGAUCACAAGAACAUUUUGAUGGUGAUAAUUAAUGUUCUUAGCGAUAAAUUUGUUUUAAGAACUCUUGAUCAAAAAUGUUUACAAAUGAAAUUGAUUCAAUUAUUAUAUAAAUUACUAGCACCUUCUUUAUACUUUUUAUACAGACAAUACACUAGUAAUUUCUACAAUAAUUAAACAAAAAAAUUAGAAAAUAAAUUUACUUGCAUGGUAAAAUUUGUUCCUGAUACUUUGACAAAUAAAGAUUUGAAGAUUCAUGUUUGAUUAUUUGGAUUGGUUUUACACGGUCGAAAGAUAGCUAAAGUCUGUGAGAUAUUACUUUUAACAUGAAGAGGAGAAACCCAUUUCUCCUUCCACAGUUCGUAGCAUAGACACAGACGGACAUCCUGCGCAUAAUUGGAUGCGCCGUGUCAUUUUGUUUCACGUGCUUGUGAUGAACACAUCUCCGUAACAUACACAAACCAAUAUACCUGCUGACCGGUAAACGACUUGGAACAUUGCCAGCAAUAGCUGGAGGGGAGUAUUGUCUCUCUCACAGACACAAGGAGAAUGCUGCUAGGUAGUGGAAGUGAUUAGUGAAGGAUAGAGCAUCGGACCUCUUCGAUUACUUAAAAGUAAUUUCUCACCGACUUUAGUUCAAAUUUCAACACAUUUCAGUAAUAAAGUUUGAUGAUGUAUUUGGAUUGGUUUUACACGGUCAAAAUAUAGCUCGUUCAAUUUUUUUCAGUAAUACAUUUCAGUAAUAAAAUUUAAAAACAAACCUGAUUUGUACUUGUAUUUAAAAUGUGUAUUUUGUAUUGUUAUCGGGAAGCUGUUUGUAGAAAACGGGUGUGUUAUUUUGAAACAUA
Nilaparvata lugens (brown planthopper) is the source of this 3311-nucleotide messenger RNA. Its product is annotated as zinc finger protein 485. Gene Ontology annotation, molecular function: DNA-binding transcription factor activity, RNA polymerase II-specific; sequence-specific DNA binding. The transcript is spliced from 12 exons. Gene Ontology annotation, biological process: regulation of transcription by RNA polymerase II. NCBI's taxonomy places the organism in Eukaryota, Metazoa, Arthropoda, Insecta, Hemiptera, Delphacidae. The coding region runs from base 181 to 2151 and encodes 656 amino acids. Gene Ontology annotation, cellular component: nucleus. The record is from RefSeq and is a predicted model, not a curated record.